GUCGCUGGUUUUGAAAUUCUUACACAGAGACCCGGCAAAAGCCGAAGGCAAAAAGAUCGUCUUUUGCCCUUGCUGUUUCUUCACUGAAUUCUGAGAAAGUUCUCGUUUUGAGUUUCGUUUCGAUGUCAUCGCCAUAUGAUCUCCAUGCCUGCGAUGCAGAGCUGCAGUUCCUGUCUGACCCGCUCUUCCCUUUCACCGACACUGACUCGCCCAUUGACAUCCUCCAGUCCAUCUUGGACACCCAAAACCCACUCGAUGAAUCGCCUGAUGACCACCCUCUUCACCAACUCUCCUGCUCUUUCUCCUCAUCUUCACCUCCAUCUCACCAGCUCGGAAGCUUGAGCCUUUAUCAGGCAAACCAGCUUCGGCCGGUGCCGAAUGGUUCCAAUAUGUCCAAUGGGGUUCAGAUUCUUGGCGGUUAUGAGGUCAAGAGCGAGGAACCCCAGUUGGGUUACGAGACCUACCCAAUUCUUGCUCAUAGUUACGGUGGGCCCGAGAAUGUGGCCAAGUACUUGCAGAGGAACUAUAGCAGCAACUCUGUGGAUGGGAGGUCUGCCCCGUUUCAUCAGCCCCUGUUCGAUGCUGUCCUGGAGUCUCCGGAAUUCCAGUACCACCACGCCUUGAGCUCGCCUGAGCAUUGCCUGUUGGAUGGUCAAAUCAGGAGGGUGUGUAGCACAGGAGACUUGCAGCGGAGCACUGGAACGCCCCAAUCCACACCACGAUCCUUCUCGAGCCCUCUGGCCACAGAGAGCUCCUUCACUGUGGAAGCAAAUGCCAAAGUGAGACGUUACAGUGCAGAAGAAAGGAAGGAGAGGAUCCUCAAGUACAGAGCCAAACGCACCCAGAGAAACUUCAACAAGACGAUCAAGUACGCAUGCCGCAAGACGCUAGCCGACAACAGACCGCGCAUACGUGGCAGAUUCGCACGUAACGACGAAGCUGGCGAUGUUCCCAAGGCGGCAUCCUCUGCUAGAGAUGAUGACGAUGAUGAGUUCUGGAUGACUUUGCAUGAGGAGGAGCAGUAUGGAGGAAGAGCAGGUCCGUUUUUCACCACGUACAGUCAACCACAGUUCCAAUAUUACGGGUACUGACGAAGGAUCGAAGGUCCACGACGAAAUGACCAAUCGUCGGAUCAUGUGGACUCUACGUGUCUAAAUUCAUCAAUCGGGACUCCAAGUAAUACCCGGAAAAAAAGCGCUAAUGUAAGUCGCACCUAGUCGGAAUCGAUGCUUCGGUACAGGAACUCGGAAUCAUGGAAAAGCCCUCUAGAUCAGGAAGAGAUCUGUGGGUGCUUUUUAAGAAUAAAGAGACAGCAAGUGUCCUAGGUGAUGAGAGGUAAAACUUGCAGUUGGUAGUUAUUAACAAAGAGUAGCAGUUGUCAUAUUCUGUCGACCCUUUAUCAUUUUUUUUCUCUUCUUCUGUGUUUUUUUCUGUUGGGUCGUCAGAUUUUUGGUUAUUUGAUCCUUUGGUUUGUAUAUACAUAGUGGCAUGAACAAUAAUGACGUCAUCAUUUGGCA
Syzygium oleosum is the source of this 1517-nucleotide messenger RNA. RefSeq names its product two-component response regulator-like APRR9. The transcript is spliced from 4 exons. The record is from RefSeq and is a predicted model, not a curated record. Gene Ontology annotation, cellular component: nucleus. Gene Ontology annotation, biological process: regulation of flower development. Lineage: Eukaryota; Viridiplantae; Streptophyta; Magnoliopsida; Myrtales; Myrtaceae. Gene Ontology annotation, molecular function: protein binding. The coding region runs from base 123 to 1091 and encodes 322 amino acids.